UUCCUUAAGAGUUAUAAAUAUGUUUUGAUAAUUUCAAUAAUAUGAUGAAAUAGAUUAUAAAUAUUUUAAAUAUUCUUUUAUAUCUUUUUUUUUUUUCUAGACAAAUUUUUACUAAUCAAUUUCUCACAUCAAAUAUAAGCAUACAUAACUUUAGAUCGAGUUCAAAUAAUACUGUUUAAAAUUAUUUUAGCGUUGCUUUCGAUAUAAGUUUCAUUUAUGUUUUUGUCGUUAAUAGAUACACAUAGUCAAAGGUGAAUUUAUACAUUGAUAAAAUUAUGUUACAUCGGCACCACUCUAUCGGUAGACUGCAAAGUGUUUUACUUGGUUAUAACUGACAGUUAUUAACGUGACUUUACAAUUGUUAGGUGAAUUGUUACCAAUAAAAUAUUUCUUUUUUCCUUCAUUUAUCCAUGCGUUUAUUAUAAUUUAAUUAAUUAAAUAUAAUUUAUAAUAAAUUAUAAUAAAAUAUUUAUAAAUAAAUUUACGCGGGAUAAGAAGAGGUUAUGGCUACGGAAGAAGGUUUCGAACAGUUCGAAGAUGAAGAGGCUGAGAUUGCUAUCGGUGGUACAUUACCAGGAGGAAGGAAACGUCUCUUUUCGAAAGAACUUCGAUGUAUGAUGUAUGGCUUUGGUGAUGAUCAAAAUCCUUAUACUGAAAGCGUUGAUUUACUUGAAGAUCUUGUCAUCGAAUUCAUAACAGAAAUGACCCAUAGAGCUAUGGAAAUUGGACGUACUGGACGAGUUCAAGUAGAAGAUAUUGUCUUUUUAGUUAGAAAAGAUCCACGCAAGUAUGCCAGAGUGAAAGAUCUUCUAACAAUGAAUGAAGAAUUAAAGAAAGCAAGAAAAGCAUUUGAUGAAGUUAAAUAUGCAGAAAAAUCAGAUACAGAAAAAAAUCCAAGUUUUGUUAGGGAUUUUAAAACAUUGGCUGAUGUUUUGAUUCAAGAAACUAUUAAACAUGAUAUAGCAUUAGAGUUUCCAGAAUUAGCAAAAGUUGUACAAGGUGAAGAAAAUAAUACAUUUACCAACACACUUGGAGAAACCAUAAUUGUGGAAGUAUGUUCCACUUGUUCAGAAACAACUUUACUACUAGCCAGGGUUAUGGAAGAUCUUGGUAUAUGGAUAGAUCCAAUAGAUGCGACUGGAGAAUACGUGCAUCCUGCUAUAGAUGAUAAAGGUUUACAUUGUGUUACAGUAUUAAUAGGUGCAUAUCUUAAAAGUACAGGAUUACCAGUAUUAGGUAUUGUAAAUAAACCAUUUUGUGAGUUACGUACGGAUCAAUUAUGGAAUGGUUCAUGUUAUUGGGGAUAUUCAGAAACUGAUACGGACAAAUGUUACUCAAGCAUUAUUAAGAACUCUGUUAAUGAUACAGAUGAGACAAGUAAAACGAUAUUUAUUGGAAGAUCUGAAGAUGAAGAUUUAAAAUCUAAACUUAGAAAGGCAGGUUUCAUAUUAUUAGAGAUAGCUGGUGCUGGAAAUAAAAUAUUAAACGUUGCCUUAGGCAUGGCAGCUGCUUAUGUACUUUCUAAAAAUUCUACUUACAAAUGGGACACAUGCGCUCCACAAGCCAUAUUACGAUCUUUAGGUGGGGGUAUAGUAGAUUAUCAAAAAUUUUUAGAGAGUACAAAUUUGGAUGAUUUGGAUUUAAAAUAUUCCACUACUAUUGCAAAUGCAGCAAAUAAUGGUGGAUUAAUAGCAUAUCGUAAUAUUGAAAUGUUACUUACAUUGAAACAAAUUCUAUGUUAAAUGAAAUCAUUCAAAUGAAUUUAUUAGAUCUAAUAAUCAGCCAAAGAUUAUUUCUUUAUACAUCUUGCUGUUCGUUGUUCAUUCAAAGUCUAUAUAUAUACAUAUAUAUAUACAAACUUUUUUUUUUCUUUUAUUAAUUAAUUAAAAUUAUUGUUUAAAUUCAAUGUCUAAUAUCAAAUUAUCCAUACAGUUCAAUCUAAAUAAAAUAUAAAUGUAUCAAUGUGAUAAUGCAUAUAUUUCUAUUGUGUAUUAUGUGAUUGUUUUUUAAUAUGUAAUUCGAAUAAGAUUAUUGUUUAUAUCAAAGAUAAUUUUAUUGCCUUAUAAGUAAACAUACAUUUGGUACAUGCUUAAAGAUACACACAAAAUAAAAUAACAGCCAAUGAAGGAAAGACAGAUAUACAAGCGAGAUAUCGAAAAUUGGUCGCAUUUGUUAUGAUUUGUUUCAUUUUCUUUUUUUUUUUCUUUUCCUUUACUUUUUUUUUUUUUUUUUUUUUUUUUUAAUAUUAUUUUAUAUCUAUACCGUAAUACAUGGCUCGAAAACUUUAAUACAAAGCGUGAGGAACGAAAUUUCCUAAAAUGAGAAUUUAUACGAGUAUUGUUAGGUCAAUUUGUUCGAAACAUAAAAUUAGAAAAAUAUACGUAAGUACAUAUAAAAAGGAACUUAAUACGUAAGAGUUUAACACUUGAAGUGAUUGCUUUAUUUUUUCAGUUUAUUAACGUAUCAUAAAGUGAAAUGAAAAUUUUUUUUCAUGAUAUUUGAACAGAGAAGGGAAAAGAAAGGACGUGCGUUCAAAGAUAAUAUUAAUUUUUUACAUUUUUUUUCUCGUUUCUUUUUUUUUUUUUUUCUUUUUCUUUUUCUUUUGUAGAAUAUACAAGAAAAAAGAUAUUUCCUUAGUUGGUGAAAGUAAAAAUCAAAAUAAGAAAAUGUGAUCGCGUAACUCGGUUAUUAUACGAUUAUACAAAUUCAUAUUUCCCUAAAUAAAACAUUAAAACUUCGAAAGAAAGUUUUCUUUUAUUUUUUCUUUCUUUCUCAUUUUUUCUUCUUCUUCUUUAUAUCUGUUCCUCUAACUGUGAUAGUUGAGACUGUGGGAUAUUAGUUCGCAAUGAUUCGUUGUUACGGAAGCUGGCACUUCUUGCAGGUGCUCCAUGAUUUCCAUUAGUUUUGUGCCUGACACUGACAUAAGUCGUGCUCGUGUUUUUUCGCUGUAAAACAAAAUGACUGGAUCCUUCGAGAUCUGAAAAUAAAUAAAUAAAUAAAAAAUAAAUAAAUAAAUAAAAAAAAAAAUAUUUCGAA
Molecule: messenger RNA, 3036 nt
Organism: Vespa velutina
Lineage: Eukaryota; Metazoa; Arthropoda; Insecta; Hymenoptera; Vespidae
Product: inositol polyphosphate 1-phosphatase-like
Exons: 8
Coding region: 504-1742 (412 amino acids)
Biological process (GO): transcription by RNA polymerase II; phosphatidylinositol phosphate biosynthetic process
Molecular function (GO): inositol-1,4-bisphosphate 1-phosphatase activity; protein heterodimerization activity
Source: RefSeq, a predicted model, not a curated record